GCCAGUUCCUCAAGGUGCGCGGAAGAUAUUCCGUGGCUGCCUGUGUGUUCUCUGCACUGCAGCCAGCCUGUUCUCUGCACUGCAGCCAGCCGGUUCUCUGCUCUUCUGCUAUUAUUACACUGCUCUGCGAUAGUAAAUCAAUAUAAUGGCUCUUAACGUCCCAGGACUUGUAGCCACCAUCAUCUUCUACCUGCUGGUGUUGGGGAUCGGUAUUUGGGCUUCCAUCAAAUCCAAACGGGACAAAAGCAGGAGCCAGGCAAACAAUGCAGACAUGGCACUGCUGGGGGACAGAAAGAUCAGCUUGGCGGUCGGCAUCUUCACCACAACAGCCACCUGGGUUGGCGGGACCUUUAUCAUCGGAACAGCUGAGACAGUGUACGAUCCAAAGUUGGGACUGAUCUGGGCCGUGAUGCCGUUAGCAGCAACGGUGGCAUUCGUUCUCGGUGGUCUUUUCUUUGCUGAGCCAAUGAGAGACAGGCAAUAUGUGACCAUGAUGGACCCCUUCCAGAUCAAGUAUGGGAACGGGCUGAGUGGACUUCUGUCUGUGGCACCACUGCUGUCAGAGAUUAUCUGGGUGACAUCGACACUGAUAAGCUUGGGAGUGACCAUGAGUGUGAUCCUGGAUUUGUCCUAUGCUGUGUGCAUCUGGAUCUCUGCUGCUGUGGCCGUCACCUACACACUGCUGGGAGGUCUCUACUCGGUGGCGUACACAGACAUCAUACAGCUCACUCUGAUUUUCAUCACCUCGUGGCUGUGCGUCCCUUUCCUCCUAAUGAGUCCCACCUCCGUUGACAUCACCACCACAUCUUUCAACCACACCUUUCAGGCUCCUUGGGUUGGCACUGUGACUGCAGACAGAGCCUGGAGGUGGCUCGACAUCUUUUUACUACUGAGUGUGGGAGACCUUGGAUUCCAGGACUUCCACCAGAGGACUUUAUCAGCCUCUUCCUCAGCAACGGCCAAGCUGAGAUGUUACGCUGCUGCCUUCCUCAUCCCUACUUUUGGAAUUCCUCCUGUGCUCAUUGGAGCAGUGGCUGCAUCAACAAACUGGAACCUGACCUCGUAUGGUUCGCCGUCUCCAUUCGAGCGAGGUCAGACAGGUCUGAUUCUGCCUCUCUCCCUGCAGCACCUAACGCCACCUUACAUCUCUGUCGUCGGCAUCGGUGCUGUCGCUGCCGCUGUAAUGUCAUCAACUGACUCUGCCCUGCUGUCUGCAGCCUCCAUCUUCUCCUCAAAUAUCUACAAAAAGAUCCUGAGGACUAAGGCUUCAGAGAACGAGAUCCAGUGGGUGAUUCGCAUCUCUGUUGUAUUUUUUGGCCUGGCUGGAACAUCGCUCACCUUCCUGCACACUGGUGUUAUGGCUUUCUGGGUCCUGGGUGGAGAAAUUGCCUACAUUAUGAUGUUCCCACAGCUGGUCUGUGUGCUCUUCUUCAGCAUCUCCAAUGGUUACGGUGCCUCUGCAGGAUUCUUCCUCGGUUUCUUUGUGAGACUUUUGUGUGGAGAGCCCUUGAUAGCGCUACCACCUGUCAUCCAUUUCCCAGGAUGUACUUUUGAAGACGGCGUUUACGUUCAGUACGCGCCUAUCAGGACCAUCUGUAUGCUGGUUACUUUUGCAGCAAUAUUGUUGGUCUCCUACCUGGCUUCUCUGCUAUUUAACAAAGGACUUAUACCUGAGAAGUGGGACGUGUAUCUGGUUAAAAUCAAGCACCCAAUCCAAAAACAAUUACCAAUAAAUGGUACUAGUGAAGAUGGAUGCCACAAAUCACAACCUCCAUGUGAGACUGGUGGAGUCCUAGAUCCGAUGUUGGAGUCAACAUGUUGAAAUGAAAAGCAUCCUGUUUUAUUACCAAAAUGUGACCUCUGACAACAAACACCUCAUUAAAGUUUUACGCUUUUACAAACAGA
Messenger RNA from Notolabrus celidotus (New Zealand spotty), 1905 nucleotides. Its product is annotated as high-affinity choline transporter 1-like. NCBI's taxonomy places the organism in Eukaryota, Metazoa, Chordata, Actinopteri, Labriformes, Labridae. The transcript has 8 exons. The record is from RefSeq and is a predicted model, not a curated record. Gene Ontology annotation, cellular component: plasma membrane. Gene Ontology annotation, molecular function: choline:sodium symporter activity. Gene Ontology annotation, biological process: choline transport; acetylcholine biosynthetic process; transmembrane transport. Bases 146 to 1822 code for a protein of 558 amino acids.